Molecule: messenger RNA, 1734 nt
Organism: Insectozyma verbasci
Lineage: Eukaryota; Fungi; Ascomycota; Pichiomycetes; Serinales; Debaryomycetaceae
Source: the annotation of a GenBank genome assembly
AUGAUAAUUAAAAGAACUCAUUAUUCAUUAAGAUUUAAACAUUUUAUUCCAUUAAUAUCAUAUCCUUCUAUUAAUAUGAUAAAUUCAAUUUAUAACUAUUUCUUUAAUUAUAAUAAACCAUUACAAAAUCAUCAUUCUAAUUUUUCAACUGCAUCUCAAAUUAAUGAUUAUUUACCUUCAGAUAUUUCAUCAAAUUUUAAUCCUAAAUUAUAUUCAUUAAUUCAACAAUUAGAUUCAAUAGCACCUAGAUUCCUUAUAAAUUCAUCAGAUAUUGAAAUUUUAAUGUCUCCCAAAGAUUUUUAUUCAACUUUAAAAGACAAAAUUAAAUCCUCAAAAGAUAGAAUUUUCUUAUCUUCUUUAUAUAUUGGUAAGAAACAAAUUGAAUUAAUUGAAUGUUUAGAUGAUGCUUUGACUACCAAUCCGAAUUUAAAAAUUUAUAUUUUAACUGAUGCUUUGAGAGGGACUCGUGAAUCGCCAAAUCAACCAUCAUCAGCAUCUAUUUUGACAACAUUACAAAAAAAACAUGAUUCAAGAAUUGAUAUUCGAAUGUAUCAUACUCCAAAUUUACAAGGCAUUACUAAAAAUAUCCUUCCCAAACGAUUAAACGAAGGUUGGGGAUUACAACAUAUGAAAUUAUAUGGAUUUGAUAAUGAAAUAAUUUUAAGUGGUGCUAAUUUAUCUCAAGAUUAUUUUACAAAUAGACAAGAUAGAUAUUACAUAUUCAAAGAUGAGAAAUUGACAAAUUAUUAUUUUAAAAUACAUAAGGUCAUCUCUUCAAUAAGUUAUAAAAUAAAGUAUAGUGAUACAUUAAAACAAGGAUUUAAAAUGGUAUGGCCAACUACUAAUCCCACAUGUGAACCACAUUUGAAUCUUCAAAGAUAUAUCAGUGAUGUUUCAUAUUUAAUAAAACCAAUACUACAACAAAAUAAAUUAUCAUCAUUUGAGCAAUACAACUACGAUAAUAGCAAUUUUGACACUUUAGUUUAUCCAAUUUCCCAAUUUACUCCACUUUUCCCUAAACUUCAAGAUUAUUCAACUGAAUUGCCUUCAAUUCUUCGAAUCUUGUCUUUUUUAAGUGAUCUGAAAAUUAAAUGGUGGUUCACGGCUGGAUAUUUUAAUAUGUUACCCACAAUUCAAUCCAAAUUAUUACAUGCAAGCUCAACAGGUAAAGUUAUAACUGCCCUGCCUAAAGCAAAUUCAUUUUAUAAAUCAAGUGGAAUUUCAUAUUAUUUACCAAUGGCUUAUUUGUUAUUUGCAAAAAAAUUUUUGGAGGAAAUUAAAAAAAUGGGUAAAGAAACAAUGAUUACUGUAUAUGAAUGGCAGAAUGGAAUUGUAAAUACAAUAAAUGGUUGGAGUUAUCAUGCAAAAGGAAUAUGGGUAAGUAUUCCAAAUGAAUCAGUUCCAAGUUUAACAAUCAUUGGUAGUUCAAACUAUACUAAACGUGCAUAUAAUUAUGAUUUAGAAAGUAAUGCAAUUGUCAUUACUAAAAAUGAAGAAUUAAAACAAAAGAUGAAAUUUGAAAUUGAUAAUUUGAUGAAAUAUGCUAAUGAGUUGACAUUAGAUGAUUUUCGACCAAAGAAACAAAAUCAAGUUGAAAAUGAUAAAGAGUUAGAUACUGUAGUGAUUAAAGAGACUUUAAAUGAUGAACAUCAACCAAAAUAUGAAAUUGAUGAAGAUAGAAAGAUUAGUUAUGGUGUUCAUUUAGCUGUAAAAUUAUUAGGUGGGAAAUUAUAA